Molecule: messenger RNA, 1612 nt
Organism: Priapulus caudatus
Lineage: Eukaryota; Metazoa; Priapulida; Priapulimorpha; Priapulimorphida; Priapulidae
Product: bis(5'-adenosyl)-triphosphatase enpp4-like
Exons: 8
Coding region: 59-1543 (494 amino acids)
Source: RefSeq, a predicted model, not a curated record
UCACUGAUCUCUAUAAUAUAAUCCGUCUUAUAAUCCGUAUAAAAUAGACAUCAUCGUGAUGCGUGUCUCAAUGCUCUGCGUAUUGGCUUUACUAAUCUAUCCAACCCUCGCAGCAUCUUCCCACAGUCGGCUAAUUGUUGUGGCUUUUGAUUCCUUCCGGUAUGACUUUCCGCACGUCUUCCCUGGGAUAGUCACGCCCACCUUCGAUAAGAUCAGCCAAGAAGGUGCUCGUGUUAAAGGCUCCAGACCCGUUCUAAUGACGAAUUCAUGGCCUAACUGGCUGAGUCUGGCAAGUGGGCUUUGGCCAGAGAGUCACCAGGUCGUGGAUAACUCGUUCUAUGAUCCUGAGUUCGAUAAGUGGUUCAACUUGGCUAUAAGAGCUGACCCGCGCUACUAUGAUAUGGGAGCCGAGCCAAUAUGGAUCACUAACCAACGCCAGGCAUGCUCACAACGACAGGCCGCUGGUGAUCAACGACAUGCUGGUGAUCAACGACAGGCUGGUGAUCAACGACAGGCUGGUGAUCAACGACAGGCCGCUGGUGAUCAACGCUCGGGCGACUGCGAGAAUCCACGGAGCAGUGGAGCAGUGUUUUACCCUGGGGCGGAAGCACCGUUUAGCGGGAUGAAGGCCGAUCGGUUCGUCACGCCCUACAAUGAACUACUCGACUAUAGGAGGCGGAUCGAUAUCCUGAUGUCAUGGAUCACGGAUCCGGUGAGGCCUAUCAACCUUGGGAUGCUAUACAUUGACAAUCCGGAUCAUGUGGCGCACGAAUUCGGACCCGAAUCGAACCAGACGAGAGACAUGGUCGAGCUUUUAGACAACCUUACCGCCACGUUGUUUGACAAGCUUCAGCAGGAAGGUCUACUCGAUUCAACUAACAUCUUAUUUAUUGGAGAUCACGGGCAUGCGCCGGGACCUGAUAAACUCAUAUCUGCUAACGAUUACGGAGUGGACUCUAGCAUGUUUGAAAGUUACUCUCCUCGAAGCCAUUCCACUGCACAGCUGUAUCCCAAGAAAGAAUACGAGGAGUUUGUCUACGAGAGACUAUCGACGAUUCCAAACAUUACUGUGUACAGAAAAGCAGAAGUUCCAGAAAGGUACCAUUACAACAACACGCGUCGUAUGGUCUCCAUGGUUUUGAUAGCAGACGAAGGAUUUAAGCUUGACAUCGGUCCUAAAAGCAGAACUGAUGUUCCACAGAGAGCUAGCGGGAGAGGAAGUCAUCAAAUGGAUCCGUUUAAUGACAAAGCGGCCAGCAUAUUUUGGGCGUACGGGCCAGCGUUCAAACAAGGCUUCUACAGAGACGAAUUCAUAUAUCACGUUGACGUGUAUCAACUCAUGUGUCACCUACUCGAGCUGAAGCCUGCUCCGAAUAACGGCACGUGGGCACAUGUGAGGGAUAUGCUUAACGUUGACCCGACAUCGACGCUGUCCACGACGACAGAGGGCGCUAGUGCAGUCCUAGCACAUUACUGGAUAUUCGGUUUGAACUUGUUGGUCUGCUUAUUGGCUCUACAACACACACAUGGCGACAUCUACUAGACAUUCAACGUUUAUAGAGUAGAACAGAUGGAGCAUGAAUUCAAUUAAAUAAAUACCAAAUUAUUGAGA